Molecule: messenger RNA, 1567 nt
Organism: Venturia canescens
Lineage: Eukaryota; Metazoa; Arthropoda; Insecta; Hymenoptera; Ichneumonidae
Gene: s-cup
Product: stanley-cup
Exons: 5
Coding region: 525-1157 (210 amino acids)
Source: RefSeq, a predicted model, not a curated record
ACCGGUUGGAAGCUGAACGACCAAACUCAGGAAAGCUAGUGAUACCACAAAACAACUGCAGUCGUGAUUGCUCACCGGAAAAGCAAACCGGAUGUACACGAAGACUAGAUCAGUUAAAGCUGCGUACCUUCUCAAUAUCCAAAGUUAUUGACGACAAUUGUGAUUCCAAUGCAGCCGAUUCGCUUCAUUGAAAACUCACAUUCCAAGUGGGUCAGCAUCAAGAGAUCAUUGAAUGCCCUCGAGACCUCAAAGAACUCCACUCGAUUGGUCGACUAGGCUUACUAACUCUUAUCACACUCUGGUGGAACUGGAUCCCGAAGACAACAUCGACUCAACACUUUUGUUUCGAAGGCUAAAUGACACGGUCAGUGCUGCAGGACUGAGGAUGAACUGGCAGCUGAAAAACGCCUUAAAAGCCGAAGCCAAACGAGGCUUUUGAAGCACAGACUACCUUAAAAUGAACCGAGUUCAUCAUCGUCAAGAUGAACGAUGAACAGGAUUGAAGGUUUCUUUGGGUUGAGAACAUGCCAAUGGAAAGACUUGCCGUCGUGGCUGCUGUUCAAACUGCCAGGUUGAGUCAGAAUGGUGGAAACGGGAGUUCCUACACUGGAUACAUUUUUCACGGCUACAAUAUGUCGAAUGGGGCUGGUGGAAGACAAGGAAGCUAUGAGACUAAUCUUCAUGGGAACGUAAACAUUUUGCUCGGAGGAGCUAUGAUGAGCGGCGUCAUCAUAGUCGUCAUUCUCAUAUGCUAUUGUUGCCACAAAAACAUAAGAAAACACCGACCUCAAGAAUAUUCGCAAUACUGGAGAGCCGAACCUGAUGUUCACAGCCUCGAGGUCUUUACGAUGGACGCUCACGCGAUGCAAUGCUGCGAACGGGCGGUUGGCACGAACUUGGAGGAGGCUUCGGUUUCUCUGCCUUGUCCAAGUACACCCGGGCCACCACCGGCCUACGAGAGUCUCAUUUUCAAUCCCCACUCCCUUCCAUCCCCCAGUGGCAAGAAGGAUGAAGCCUCCAGUCCUGGCUACAUACUUCCGGUGCCGAUGCAGCCGGAAAUUGGGCAUCGGACGAAAAAUGAAUUUCCGGUUAAAGAAGAUGAGGAUUUGCCUUCUUACGAAGCGGCCUUGAAACUCGAAGCCAAUGGAUACGUCUAGAGGUCCUGAGAAGUACAACGAUCCCUCUCAUCCUCCAGGUUUUUUUCCUACAAACGACAAGAGCCCAUGGAAAUUGGCAUUUCCCAGCAGGAUCGGCUUCCAUAAGCUAGGCACUGAGCUAAGUCGAAUCUCGGAGCUUUUCAAACGAAAAUUUCUUCGAAGCAAGACACGAUCGGAAAUUUGAAAAUUUACUUGAAAAUACCAAAACUUCGAUCGUCAAUAAAUCUUUUCGUUUUAGUUUUUUGAGCUCUAAUUAAAAACUACUAAGCUGAAUUUCGAGGUCGUGAAGCCUCCAUUUUUUUCCUUCAUACGAAAUGCAAUCAUAAUCUCAUUUUUUCUUGUACAAUCAUAAUAAUGUUAAAUUGUGUCAUUAUCUGUAGGUAUAAGGAAUAAACAAAUAAGAAAACGUC